GUGUCAUAUGACUAGAAGUGUUUUAUCAGGACCUCGAGACAGGCUCAGUGGACACCUGCCUCUUCUUCCACACGGUCGACUGAUCGCUCGGGCACCACAUACUGUUUUACACAGGUGCAGAGGUGACAUCAGCUGAAGUCCCCAUAGAAGUGACAUCAACUAAGGGCCCCAGAGAAGUGACAUCAACUAAGGGCCCCCAAAGAAGUGACAUCAACUAAGGUCCCCAGAGAAGUGACAUCAACUAAGGGCCCCCCAGAGAAGUGACAUCAACUAAGGGCUCCCAGAGAAGUGACAUCAACUAAGGGUCAAGAGAGUGUAGGAGGUCCUCACUAUGGUCUCUCUGUGGCUGGUGGUGUGGGUAGUGGCAGUCUCCUCGCUCGCCUCCCUGACUACUGCAACCCAAGAAGAGAACUCUCCCCAGUUUCCGUCAACAACCAUAGACUUGAAAGAGAUCCGCCAGGUCAACAGAAAGGACGACCCUCAAGGAAUCAAGCAGAAUAUACGGGUGGUGAUACAGCCUAAUGAAAGCAUACCAGCUUACACAACAUGGACGCUAUAUUCUAAAAAUUCCACAAACUUUGUGGUUUAUAAUUCCAUAACUUUAGUCAAUGAAACAUGUCCACCAGGUGAAGAGACGACCAUUGAAUUUGAAGGCACUUUUGUUCCUUCCAACAUUACCAUUUUACACGUAACAAACAAUUUGACCAGGGAUGAUGUGGCUUUCUAUUAUGCAGUGGUCGACAUAGAAGAUCUGGGAACAAGAGUGGCGUGGGUCGGGACAAGCGAUGAUGAAGUGAGUUACCUUCGCGUGGAGACUGGAACUUUAGAUAAUGUGCCUGUAAAAGACAAGGUAGUAUGUAAUCAAGAAGACAGCCCUUGUUAUUAUCCCAGGACGGACCUAAUGGAUGACCUUCAAAUACCCAGAUGCAAGGACCUCACUGCCGGCGACAAGACCAUCAAGCAUUGUGAUGAUGUUAUCGGUCAAUCUCAGGAAAUGGCUGACACCCCAACACUGUUACUGCAGCAGGAGGUAAAAGCCCUGGGUGUGACCUACAAAUCAAAUGCUUCUUCAGUACAAGUCAUUGUUUCUAAGCCGGAAGACAAGAACAUUUUGUCUCAGAUUGAUUGCGUGACAGAGGGGGAGGACCCACAAAGCUGCAAGGCAACACUAAGCGAUGAGGAUUAUAAACAGGAUGUGAUCAAUAACAUGGUAGUCCUGUUGAAUAGUGAUGGCUAUGUGACAGAGGCUGCCAUGGUCCGUUUUGAAGUGUAUAAGAUAUCAACGGCGAAACUCACUGGUGAUGCUGCGUUGGUUGUUUGGAGACAUGGCACCGAGGGUACCUACAUUGUCAGUGCCUCCACCACCAAAGAGGAGACGAAGGUGACCAUCAAUUGCCCGGCUAGCACUGAUGGCACUUGCCGGGGACACGUAGUCAAUGUAGACUUAUCAGAGGUUCCGAUGGUCAGUGUAGAGAAGAACGACACCAGUAACAGUGUCCAGUCAACAAAAAUUACUGAUACAACUCCACAGAAGAAUAAGGUGACGAAGUUGACGCAAAUAAUCGACACAGAACAGACAACUAAGUCGGCGAUCACGAUGGCGUCCCACUCUGAAGGCAUCACCAAAGUCACCGUGGCUAAAUUAAUCCUGGUAAAUCAGGGAGACUCUCGAACGUACAGGGAAACUUACUAUGAGGGAAAAGUAAAGGACGAUGGUGAGUUUAGAUUUGAGUUCGACGAUGAUAUAUUGGACGGUGAGGGAACUACUACGAUGGAUUUUCUUGCUAUUGGCUACAAGGAAGAUGGUGAUGUUGGGGUUGUUGGUCCCGCUUACAUCACAUUACAAGCCAUCAACAUCGAGGAUAUGGCUUGGGUUGACAGUACAAGCACGACACUACGAGUUGCCACCAAUAACACCGAAGACCUGACUGUAGGCAACAAACCCGACAACAAGUGUAACAGUACUGUGAGCCCCUGUUACUUCGAGGAUGAUGCCAGUUUGACUAAGCUUUUGUCUCUGUGUCUCAGUCUUAAGAACAACAUUCCUGGCGACACAGUAGAAACAGUUCAGCAAUGCAAGGAGCAGCAACCCACGAAUUUUAAGGAACUGGUCAACUCUGUAAAUCUGACCUUAAAUGAACAAGAGACCCAGAAUACCAUGGAAGUCCGAACAGAAUGCACCAAAGAAGCGAAGACCCUUGAGGUGGUGGCGCCUGGCAAUGAUAUAAAAGACUGUCCACUUGACCUUCCAACUCCUUGUGAAGUAGAAUUAAACUCCCAUCCUCCAGCCUUCUCUGUGUUCGUGGUGUGCCUUCAGGAUGAUGAAGUAGUGUUGGAGUCGAAAAAGGAAACAUUCCAAGACCUGCAAGUGGAAACAAAACAGCUUACUAAGGACCUACUAGAGGUGCGCUGGAUCACUCCCAACCCAGAGAGCUAUAAAGCAACUGUCCAAGCAACAGAAGCAUUACUUAUCAACAACAACAGUCCUCCUUUGAGCAGGGACGCCAUACCUGCUACUGAAGUGAGUUGUAACGAAAAGAAUAUGAACUGUGUGGCUCACUUCCUGCUUGGGACGAUCUCCUCCUACACUGUCACGGUGCAGAGAAAAGGCGACAGCAGCCAUAUUAUAACAAAGGCCGGCGACAUGGACUCCUCAUUCGAACCUCACACGAGCAUUGUCACCAAGGUGAGCAAGAUUGAUGAUGGCACCACUAGAGUGAGCCUUGCAGCGCCCCUUCAGGAGGAUACGAGCAGUGUGCAGCUGUCUGUGGUGAAGGAAAGUGACAUUACAGUGGAGGUCACCUGUAAAGAUGGUAAAAUGGUCCCUAACUCAUCCUCCACAUAUGAAUUCACCCACCAAGACCCGGUAUUUAUCCCAGGGAUGCUGACCAAAUUCUUCUUGGUUGCUCGAGGUCCUGAAGAUGCAUUACAGUCUGUGGGCCAGGUCUACCUGAUGGUGGAAGCCAUCAACAUCGAGGAUAUGGCUUGGGUUGACAGUACAAGCACGACACUACGAGUUGCCACCAAUAACACCGAAGACCUGACUGUAGGCAACAAACCCGACAACAAGUGUAACAGUACUGUGAGCCCCUGUUACUUCGAGGAUGAUGCCAGUUUGACUAAGCUUUUGUCUCUGUGUCUCAGUCUUAAGAACAACAUUCCCGGCGACACAGUAGAAACAGUUCAGCAAUGUAUGGAACAGCAACCCACGAAUUUUAAGGAACUGGUCAACCCUGUACAUCUGAACUUAAAUGAACAAAAGACCCAGAAUACCAUGGUUGUCCGAACAGAAUGCACCAAAGAAGCGAAGACCCUUGAGGUGGUGGCGCCUGGCAAUGAUAUAAAAGACUGUCCACUUGACCCUCCAACUCCUUGUGAAGUAGAAUUAAACUCCCAUCCUCCAGCCUUCUCUGUGUUCGUGGUGUGCCUUCAGGAUGAUGAAGUAGUGUUGGAGUCGAAAAAGGAAACAUUCCAAGACCUGCAAGUGGAAACAAAACAGCUUACUAAGGACCUACUAGAGGUGCGCUGGAUCACUCCCAACCCAGAGAGCUAUAAAGCAACUGUCCAAGCAACAGAAGCAUUACUUAUCAACAACAACAGUCCUCCUUUGAGCAGGGACGCCAUACCUGCUACUGAAGUGAGUUGUAACGAAAAGAAUAUGAACUGUGUGGCUCACUUCCUGGUUGGGACGAUCUCCUCCUACACUGUCACGGUGCAGAGAAAAGGCGACAGCAGCCAUAUUAUAACAAAGGCCGGCGACAUGGACUCCUCAUUCGAACCUCACACGAGCAUUGUCACCAAGGUGAGCAAGAUUGAUGAUGGCACCACUAGAGUGAGCCUUGCAGCGGCCCUUCAGGAGGAUACGAGCAGUGUGCAGCUGUCUGUGGUGAAGGAAAGUGACAUUACAGUGGAGGCCACCUGUAAAGAUGGUAAAAUGGUCCCUAACUCAUCCUCCACCUAUGAAUUCACCCACCAAGACCCGGUGUUUAUCCCAGGGAUGCUGACCAAAUUCUUCUUGGUUGCUCGAGGUCGUGAAGAUGCAUUACAGUCUGUGGGCCAGGUCUACCUGAUGGUGGAAGAGUUGAACGACAAUCUGGAUUGGGUGGGAGCUGAGAAGCAUAACACUAGCGCCUCCCUGCGGAUAUCUCCCUUUGACGCCGAGUAUCAUCUCCCCGAUAAAAAUAAGAUCUGCUUGAAGGGUAACACCACCUGCUACUUCCUGCAGGAGGGAGGACAGUCGAAUUUGAACCUGGAGCGGUGCAAGACGUUGGACAACACAGCCUCAGAGGUUCCCACCAAAGUGGAUGAGUGUGAUGAGAAUGUCACCCCAUUCAAAGAGUUCUCAUCACAUGUGUCCGUGACAGUGGAAAGUGGUAAAGUCAAUGUGAUCCUGAUCACCGAUGACAGUAAUAGCAGUUCACUAGAGGUCAUCGCCUAUGACCCCAAUGACCCCUCCACUGUGUACACAACUGAAAACAAUGUACCCUGUAUUAUUAACAAGGAUAGUCACGUUUGUACUCGAACGAUUAAGAACUCAGGCUACAGUAAACCUGUGAACGUGCUAGUGGUGUCUUUUGAUGAGAACGGUGCUGUGAAAGAGUCAGCACUCCUCAUAUCCUACUUCCCAGGAGCGCCACCAACAACAACUCCUAACUGGGUCAUCGUUGUGUCAGUCCUCGGCUCCGUCUUCGGCCUGGCCUUCAUCGCCUUUAUAACCAUCUUUGUCGUAAAGAAGAAGCGGGCACACAAAGAAGUGCAGCGGGAGAUACAACUGGCAUACGAGAAAGAGAGCACCAGUGGAAGGGAUAACGAAGCAUACCCAUCACCCAGGGACUCUCCCAUAUUUAUCAUGCCCAGAGACGCUCCACGCAUUUCCUCACGUGCAUCCCCAUCAAUGCGGGCCAGGGAGGAGCCACGCACCUCAUAUCAGCCAUCCUCCCAUCAACAAGCAGGGGACGAGGAGUAUCAUUCGCCAGACCACAAAUUCCAAAAGCAACGCGAUUCAGUGGCGCCACAACCAGGUAAUGGUGACUCACGCUUUCGACCGCAAGGGCGUCUACCAGUAGUCCGCGUAAGGCCAACACCGCCACCAAAACCCUCUCCAUCUACGUCUUAUGGAAGAACGGAUUUCUAAUGCAUCUGAAGACUCGUGAACUAAUAUUAAGACAGCUUCUGGAACUUCGUGAUGUACUAUGAACCUACAGCCGGGCAUACUAUAUACCCCUCCCUGAAGUCUCCGAAACAGUUGCCCAAACUUUUAGAAGUUACAGUUUUAUGGCUGCUGUCUCAGUUGUUUGUUCCAGUGUCCAUUUUUUAAACAUUUAAGUCUGUGUGUGUGUUAAAGCAUUAUCAAACUCUGUAAUACCUUAGCUCAUGAUUAUAUACAGUACAGUAUAAAGACGUUCUAGUAGCAGCUUUUUGGUGUUCAUGAUUAAAGGUUGACCCAACUAUGAGCAUCUACACACUACUGUACACAACAACCUUGAUGUUAUCAGUGUCCAGCCAGUUACCAAAUGACUUGUUCAUCAAUCAGGUUAAUUACAAAAGACGUUGUUGUUAUAUUAAAGUUGGAGUUACUGUAAAAGUACGUUUUAAAAAAAUGAUUAUGGUCAUUGUAAUUUUGUUAUUGUAUUAAUUGUGGCAGACAACACUGUACCCUCAGGAAUGACGUCAUCACAGCUUUUUAACUUACACAUCCUCACAUAUGGUGUUUGGUUGUACUGUACAGUACAUACCUAAUGCUUAUAUAAGACUUUCUGUAUUGUGCAAGUUAAAAUUUUAUCCAGGAAUCCUGGAAUUUUCUAGCAAAAUAAAAGUAGAUAGUACUGUAUAAAUAUCAUCCAUGAUAUGCUAUAACAAAAUAAUAUAUAUAUA
This is a messenger RNA of Homarus americanus (American lobster), 5874 nucleotides long. RefSeq lists its product as uncharacterized. The record is from RefSeq and is a predicted model, not a curated record. Lineage: Eukaryota; Metazoa; Arthropoda; Malacostraca; Decapoda; Nephropidae. Bases 332 to 5134 code for a protein of 1600 amino acids. The transcript has 22 exons.